Meloidogyne enterolobii is the source of this 579-nucleotide messenger RNA. NCBI's taxonomy places the organism in Eukaryota, Metazoa, Nematoda, Chromadorea, Rhabditida, Meloidogynidae. The record is from the annotation of a GenBank genome assembly.
AUGAAGCCAGUAAUUGAAAUAGCGGAUGGAGUUAAAAUAUCGAGAUGUAUUGUUGAAGGUGCUGAUGGUUUUCAUUGUCUUGGAACUUGUACUAUUGAAGAUUGCUGGAAUGAUCAUGUUUUAGAUGAUUCUAUUAGUUUAUUUGGCACUAGUCCAAACUCUGUGUAUAAAAUUAACGGUGGAGGUGCAAGACUUGGUAAAGGAAAAACGAUACAAUUCGACGGUGCUGGAAAAUUAUAUGUCAACAACUUUUACAUAGACGGUGCUGGACAAGGAAUCCGUCCCUGUGGUAACUGUAAGCAGCAGUAUCGUAAUCGUGAAGUUCAUGUAGACGGUUUAACUAUAAGAAACCUCGAAGCUGGACAAUAUGUUGUUGGGGUAAAUAAAAAUUACGGAGAGAGAGCUACCCUCAAAAAUAUUCAUAUUUAUGGAUCAACAGCAAAUCAAGUAUUUCCUUGUAAAGUAUUCGAAGGAAAUAAUCAAGGUAAAAAUCCAAAAGUUCUUCAAUCGGAAAAUGAUAAUGGAGGAGAUGGAACUUAUUGCAUUUAUAAAAAAAGUGACAUCCAUAUUAAUUCAUAA